Molecule: messenger RNA, 1577 nt
Organism: Helianthus annuus (common sunflower)
Lineage: Eukaryota; Viridiplantae; Streptophyta; Magnoliopsida; Asterales; Asteraceae
Product: increased DNA methylation 2
Exons: 3
Coding region: 142-1320 (392 amino acids)
Cellular component (GO): nucleus
Source: RefSeq, a predicted model, not a curated record
UUAAAGGGCCAAAGCAUCCACGUUGUCCAACUGCUUAUUUAUUUUUAUUCCAUACUCCGCCGGCUGCCGGAAUGCUCCACCACCGGAGUUCUUAACCACUGAACCCUAAAACUCACACCGGUUCAUCCACCGUGAAGAUUAAUGGAGGGUGUACUCCCAAUUACAGAAUAUCUAAUCGACAUAAGGUCCGAUAUAGAUGACAAAUCAAGUGGAAACACACCUACAGACGAUCAAUCUUUCCUCUUUUAUUUCAUCAUGGGCACCUAUUUCGGGCCCAAUCUCAAAGGCGAACCACAAAAGUCCGUUUUCCAAAGACGGGCUGAAGAUCUUCCACCAUAUAGCCUAGAAAACCUAGCUGGAUCUUGCAUGAAAACAGUUGAAGUAGAGAGAAUUUACUAUUACGUACUUAGAAAAGCCGAUCCGUCAGUUAUAUUAAAACUACCUUUUCUAAAACAAUUUCUUUACGGGAAUCUUUCGACGUCUACAAAAACCCAAACGCUACCUUUCCCGCAAUUUGAUGAUCUUUUCCCCCCUGAUUUGCAUCCUCAUUCAAUGUUUAAAGGUCAAUACGAAGCCAUUAACAACAUCGUAUUCAUUAGUGACCCCAAAAUCGAAUACAUCGGAUCAGAGUAUCUUGAAAGGUUUAAGAGGUUGACUAAACUUGAAGAUAUCUGUUUGGAUAAAGACGACGCCAGGUGUCAUACAUCCGUUGAUGGAAAAGUUUUAUAUAAUAUCGAUUUACAUGGAAAUAGUAAUAAUAAUACUCCGGUCUCAGACUGUGUGACAAACAACGGUACGCUAGUUGAAUGCGGUUCUGGUGAUUGUGUGCCGACUGGAAUGAAAACGGGUGACUUGGCUGAACUUGGGUCGGAUAUGAUAUUUAUUCCUUCUAAACCGAGUCGGGAAGAGUUGAUUAAUAUAUUGAAUGCGACUAAAAAUGGAUGUUUAUUGACCGGAACUGCUACAAUGGGUCAAAUUGGUCAUAAUAUAGGAAGCAUAGACAUCGGGGAAUGUGAAGAUUCCUACUUGUUUCGUGUCUCUCUUCCUGGAGUUAAACGGGACGAAAGGGAGUUCAGUUGUGAGGUUGAAGAUGAUGGUAAAGUAUCUGUAAGGGGAGUAAACGUUACGGGUGAAAAAACUGUGUGUAGAUUUGAUCAGAUAUUCGAGAUGCAGUCUCAGAACCUUUGUCCUCCGGGCCACUUUUCUGUCUCGUUUAAGCUGCCGGGGCCUGUUGAUCCUCAACAAUUUUCUGGGAAUUUUGGGACUGAUGGGAUUCUGGAAGGAAUAGUGAUGAAAGCACCAAAAAAGAUGAAAAGAUGAUUAAGAUUUUGAAAUAGUCCCUGCUGAUGCAUAUACUGAUAUGUUUUAUGUAUAGCAUCGUGGUUUAUCUGUUAGGAUUUUGUGUUUGCUUUUACUUAGAUACGUCGACUAGUUAUGAAUAUGAUGAUAGUGUUAGGUGCUUGAAUGCCGUUUGGUGACAGACUUUGGGUAUGAGUAGAAAUAAUCGGUAGCAUGUGUACUCGUCACAGAUCUUAUUUUUGAUAUAGAAUAGACAAUAUUGGACUUGCUAGUUGCUA